Molecule: messenger RNA, 393 nt
Organism: Adineta ricciae
Lineage: Eukaryota; Metazoa; Rotifera; Eurotatoria; Adinetida; Adinetidae
Source: the annotation of a GenBank genome assembly
AUGGCUUCAAAUUCAUCAUCAUCAUCUGAUUUUACUUUCGAAGGAAGUUCGACGAGCAGUUCGUCUAGCGUCGAGUCGAAAAGUGUGCAAAAUAAACCGUCGUCCACUCCCAGGACGAUCGUUCCUGGAAGUAGUAUUCCGCUUAUUUCCCGUGAAAACUCGCAGGAUAUUUAUAGUAUCCGCGCUGGAAACCACGAGAAAAUAUUCGGAAUCCCACUGAAGGAACCGGUCCUGGAACUACCCAGUUCCGGGCCGGAUUCUUCGACCUGGGCUGCUCAGAACAACACCGUGCAAUACGAUUCCACGGCAACAACAUCAAUGGCUGGUUACGGGCACACUUAUCAAACACAUGCAACUGGACAACCACCCAAUCAAGCAGAUCAUAAUUGUUGA